UUUAGCACAGACGUGUUGUCUAGGCACUUCCGAUAUAAGACCAUAUAGUGUAUCUAGCUCUUUUUUCUUAUUUCAUUUGAUUUUGUUUCUUCGCAGUACAAAGAACAGUAUACUGACCGGGUUAAGCCUUCUGACUGGCCUAUGUGUAAGAACCAACGGUGUGUGUGUACGUGUGUGUGGCCCUCUCUUCUAUACUGGCAACUGUACAAGACGCUGAGCAAGUGGCAUACGCUACGUUCGCGGUACUUGUCAUUCUCUAUAUGCUGUGCAAACGUUUAACAUUCGGCUAGCGUCGUCUUGACCACUGGGCUUCUGUGGUGUUCCAUCUAUAAGGUGCGAAAGAGUGAGCGUGGGCUUUUGGCCUAGAAAAAGAGAAUUGGCUCAAAACUACAAAGAACUAUUGAAGGCCGGUGCUUCUAGGCCGACUGCACAAAGUGACUGAAUAUAGCUCGCAAGCCUCCCUUUUACUCUUUCUAGGCGAUUUAUGUCGCCCAUAGCCCUUUUUAAUAAAUUGAUCGGUAUUUCUAUCUCGUUUUUUUUUGCUUCUUCUUCCCGGCGUUCUCAAUCUUCUAUUAAAGCGCCUCCCAUUCGAUUAAGGCUUGUACGUGCCUCGAGGAUGAAGCUCGACCAGCUUCUGGACUUGGUCUACGUUCAACUUGAGAGCCCGAUAACUUGGCCGGAAGAGAAAGUACAUCGUUGCAGUCUGGUAGUAAGGAAAUAGGAACUAUCUGUCCACGUCUGACAUGUCCGACAAGCUUGCUGCGCAAAACGGUUUUUAAAGAAAAACCCGUCGAAACGAACUAUCGACUGCCCAAUAGUAAACUGUGGCCCCGUUUGUUUAUAAACUAGACAAACAACAGUGUUGUGUUUCAAACGGGACACACCAACUGCGACCCAUGGUGCAAAGUGCCCAUUAUGUCCUGUAGAAGAAAACUGCGAACAUCAAACGCGGACAUACCAAGGCUCUCCACUUCUACGCCUCGUUCUAUAGCCACGCUCUUCGCAUCUUUCGCUCUCUGCCCGCCUCUUCUUUACUCCGUUGGCUCUGUCGCCUGAAAAUGGAGUGGUUCGGAUUAGUCUUUUUCCUGUACUCGGCUUCCGGACAUCUCAGCCUGGUCUCGUCCGCCAGCAACUCACUUUAUGGCUCGAGUGAUUUAAUUCCAGUAAAAGGGAGAGGUCCAAACCCUGCCCAAGAGCAUGAAGGUCCGCAACCUUAUUUCGACGUUGAUUUUCAGCGUAACGUAACCGCCAUUUCAACUCAGACAGCAUUUCUUCAUUGCAGAGUCAAGGACUUGGGAGGGAAAGCCGUAUCUUGGAUAAGACAGCGAGAAUUAAAUGGAAUCAUUCGCCCCGUGAUAUUGACAACAGGCUUAUUUACUUACACUUCCGAUCAACGAUUCAGUGUGUUACAGCGUGCUGUGUCUGAGUAUUCACCAACGGAUGAGACCUUGACAGAGUGGGUGUUGCAGAUUAAGUUCGUGCAGCCCCGAGACUCUGGAAUCUACGAAUGCCAAGUCAGCACCGAACCUCGUAUAUCGGAAAAUUUCUACUUGAAUGUCGUUGAAUCGAAGGCAAAAAUGAUUGGUUCCUCGGACAUGUACGUUAAGCAAGGCAGCACACUUAGCCUAACCUGCCUUGUUACCCAAGCGAUCGAACACGCAACAAUUUUUUGGUAUCACGAUCUAAGUGUUAUCGAUGACAGUCAAGUGGUUGUUCGAAUAGACCAACACUUUGACUCCUCCAUAUCCACGCUUACCAGUCGUUUGCGUAUAAGCAACUUACAGCCGAUUCAUUCUGGAAACUACACUUGCUUAACAACCGCUGCUGAUCCGGCAUCGACUAUGGUUCAUGUCAUAAACGGUGAACAUCCAGCUGCCAUGCAACAUGGCAAUACAGGAAUAUCAUUAUUGCUUCAGGAUUCAAGUUGCUGGAUACCAAUAGUUUCACGGAUAUUCAUUGAACUAUUUGUGUCUGUUUUAUCGUACAAUUAUUAUAGAUAAUACGAUCUUUCUCUGAUUUGGAAAAAAUGUUAAAUAUCUCGUUUUCUGUAUAAUUAAUUUGAGCUGCCUCCAUA
Molecule: messenger RNA, 2074 nt
Organism: Daphnia carinata
Lineage: Eukaryota; Metazoa; Arthropoda; Branchiopoda; Diplostraca; Daphniidae
Product: zwei Ig domain protein zig-8-like
Exons: 6
Coding region: 1059-2000 (313 amino acids)
Biological process (GO): synapse organization
Cellular component (GO): neuron projection membrane
Source: RefSeq, a predicted model, not a curated record